UACUUCUGUCACAGAUCUUCCAGUUACUUGCGCAACCUUAAGGAACUACAGUCUAGCACAGGAUGUGGUUGAGCUCGAGAAUUUCAUGUAUAGGGAGUGACUCACGAGCUCGCGCGCGCGGGCGAGCUGUGUCGUACCCAGUAAGUUGCCAAAGUGGUACCGUAAAGCUUGAAAUUCAGAAGGUAUCAGUUUUACAAGGCUCGCGGAAGCUUCAGCAACCCUCUGAAAGUUUUUGAAAUAUUUUAAAAGGUCAAAGCUCUUUCAGGUACUUUUAGAAUCUUUGGUAUUUUAAAUACCAGUGUUUUACCGUUUAUUUUGGCUACCUAUAGUUUUAGGUACUUUAAUAUUAUAAAGACUAAUACUAGCCUAUUUAUUCCGUUGUCGGAUUUCUUUUGAGGAUAGAUUCUAUUGUGAAAUACCUCAUACAGCCCCCCUGCAAGUGUGCGUGUCAGCGUGAGUUACUAUUAGUUGGCUGUAGAAGAGGAAUAAAUCGAAGUAUUGACUUUUUAUCAAAUAAAACGAAGAUUGUUUCUAGAGAGAAAACAAAGUAGAACAUUGCGUUGAAGAUCGUUACAAUAAAUAAAUUUUUAAGUCAAUUUUACAAGACUAUUUCUUGACUUCGUUUUGUUCUGUUAACUAUGCAGUCUCACCAACACCAGCCACAGUUCCUCCUUCCACUGGUCAACGUUCCAACAUCAUACCAUCCCAUUUCCAUGAUCAAGCAGGAAGAAGAAUCCGAGUGGAUGACCUCUGGUCAAAGUCAGUCUACUUGUAACAGCUUCAUAUCGGAAGAUUCACUGACUAUGUCUCCUUUAUCUGUAGUAACAAGUUUUUCAUCCCCUAAGCCUCGUGGCACAGGGGGUAGGAAACCUACAAACGAAGAAGUGUCGCCAGAAGAAGAAGAACGUAGGAAAAUUCGUCGUGAAAGGAAUAAGUUAGCUGCUGCCAGGUGCCGAAAACGACGGUUAGAUCAUACAAACAACCUAAUGAAGGAGACUGAGUUUCUAGAAACUAAGCGUCUGGCUUUACAAAAUGAACUUCAAAUACUCAAGUCUCAGAAGGAGGAACUUGAUUUUCUACUGACAGCCCAUAAAGCCACAUGCAAGCUGGUCACCACACACAGAGCUAUUGAGAAUGGAAAAGGGUCAUCAGAUAGUCUAGUGUUAAGGAAUGGGCCUAACCAUUCAUACUGUGAUGGAAUCUCUAUCAGAUCAAAGCCAGUUUCUAGGCCAACAUCUCUUCCAAUCUCAUCUACAUAUCUGUGCUCUUCAGAUCUUUCAACCAUGGGAAUGUUCAACAUGGAUUCUCUAAUGGAAGGUGGAACCGGACUGACACCUGUAUCCUCUGGAGCUACAGCUGUGAUUUCAUGUUCAGGACAACAGAGGAACUCAGGUAGUGAAUUGUCCAGUCCAGACAGCAAGAACCCUCCAAAACUGGUGUCUCUGUGACACAGUACCUUGAAUUGUCCAGUCCAGACAGCAAGAACCCUCCAAAACUGGUGUCUCUUUGACACAGUACCUACAGUUAUUCAUUCUAGUGAGAAGAAUUGACCUUUCAAAUGCAUAUUUCUUUGUCUUAUUUCUCAAAAACUUUGAAGCAGUUUAGGAGAAAAUGGCCUCAGUGAUUGUUUUCCUUAACUUUUCUCCAUAACAAAUUCUGCAACAAAUCUUUCUUAAACGUUGCUUAUCCAAACUUAGGACCUUGAAUAUGUUACAAACAGUUCUGAAUAUUUGUUACAAGUUGUUUACAGCCAUAAAGUUUCUUCUGUAACUGAAAUUUUAUUUUGCUUAUCUUCUCUAGAUGUAAUCUUUUGUAUCCUAAUUCCAUAUAUUCAAAUCUUCCAGAAGCUUCUGUAUUGUAGUGUAUUUUACUUACUACUAUCCUUAAUAACUGAGCAAUUUUUGAAUUUUUUAUUCAUACAAAAUUUUUCAUUUUUCUGUCUCCUCACAUUAAAAAUAAGCCUCUGUGAUAAACUCUUAACAUCCUGCUUGGGAAUACCCAAAUACACUUGUUUCUCAGUUAAUCCUUUACCAACAAGAUAUUUGAGGUGUAACAAUAUUUACUUUACAGUUGUAGUUUUAAUCAUAAAACAUAUGCAGAGAUCAAACCUGAUUCUUUGCUAUCAAGUGUCAGUUGAUUUGAUAAAAUAAUCUUAAUGUCAUAUUUGGCAUUCAAAACUUUAUAUGUUUUGUGAAAUAUAAAUUUACAACUCAUAUUUUUAGUGUAUUUGUAAGAGAUUAAAACAAAAGUGUUUAAAUUAACAUGAGAUAAUCUAUUUAUGUUUCUUCUUCACUGUAGAUGAAACUGACUGUCAUCUAGUUUUAACAUUUGACCUUAUGUAAUAAAUAUGUAUGCAGGAAAUAAACCAUACAUUUUCAAAAUUCUGGAUAAUGAUGAAAAGACAGAGGUAUGAUAAAGAGGCUAUAUAUAUAUAUAUAUAAUUCUAUUCUUUAAUCUACUGUUGACAGAUGUUAAUUAAGUAUAUUGCUUUCAUACAACAUCCGGACUAACAUUUUGGGUGUUUAAAACAAUUGUGGUAAAUUGUGAAAAACGUUUUCAAAUUUAUAUGCUAAAGAUAUUUUUCAUGUCAGAAGAGCAUGCAAGAUUUAUUUAUUUGUGAUGCUGAAAAUAUGGUAGUUAACUUCUUCUAAGCUUUAUUGUUUGGUGUCAUUAAAAUUAUAUUAUUUGCCAUCCAGAAAUCUAGUAGAACUAAGUCAAAUUUUUUUUUUUUGGUUGCCCAAAUUAUUUGGUGUUUUAUUCUCUACACAAUAAAUCCAUUUUUUAUGAUCACA
Limulus polyphemus (Atlantic horseshoe crab) is the source of this 2792-nucleotide messenger RNA. RefSeq names its product transcription factor kayak-like. Gene Ontology annotation, molecular function: DNA-binding transcription factor activity, RNA polymerase II-specific; RNA polymerase II cis-regulatory region sequence-specific DNA binding. Bases 639 to 1448 code for a protein of 269 amino acids. The transcript is spliced from 3 exons. Gene Ontology annotation, biological process: regulation of transcription by RNA polymerase II. Gene Ontology annotation, cellular component: nucleus. The record is from RefSeq and is a predicted model, not a curated record. Lineage: Eukaryota; Metazoa; Arthropoda; Merostomata; Xiphosura; Limulidae.